This is a messenger RNA of Durusdinium trenchii, 1398 nucleotides long. NCBI's taxonomy places the organism in Eukaryota, Dinophyceae, Suessiales, Symbiodiniaceae. The record is from the annotation of a GenBank genome assembly.
AUGCUGUCUUCCAUUCGAACAAUUCCGUUUUGCCUCUUCCUCUUCCUUCUAUGCAAUGCAGAAGAUCCACGAAUGAUGCGCAUCGAGACUAAAGUGAACGCACAUGGGGAGACGGAAAUUGUGCACAUCCACGACAACCACCGCUCUUCCAAGCAAGGUGUCCUCGCUGCUGACAUUGCAGAAUCAGGUUCGCAUGAGCAGCAGAUCCUCGACGGGACCUCUGGCACUACACUUUACCCGCUGAAUCCCAAAGGACCACUUCCCAUUGAUGACACCGCAUGGACCUUGCUUUUCAAGGCCAAGCUUGGAGCUUUGUUUCCCGUUGUCAUUCUCUUGAUGCUCGCUUUCAGUUUGCUGUGUUGUUCCAGCUUCAUGUUUUACCGUGCCAAGAAGCCAGAGGGAGAGGAGGCUGAAGAGCUGAAAGCCCAAGAGUGCGGGCCAGAGGCUUUGGAGGAGGAUCUCUACGGUUUGGCAAUUGCUUCCAUCGUUCGGGACUCCAGAUCUUAUUGCAAAGGCUUUUCCACCGCUGGGCUUAUGAUGGCAAGAAUGGGUGUGGCUGUGAUGAUUUUGGUGCUGACACUUAUCCUGCAAAUCUAUCUCAUGGCAAGUCUGAAAGCAUUGGUGACCUCCGUGGCUGUGAACGAGAUUCGGGAUGUCUACGACCGGUAUCAGAUAAUUAUGUACGGCAAUGACACAAGCAGGAUGGCUGUCACUGCCAAUGGCUUUCAUCGCGGUCGCGAACCCUACUUCAACCCAAAGAACUUUGCUUUGCUCACUGAGGAAGACAAAGAAAGUGUUUGUCAAAUCCCAUUGUCGCAGCCAACAUUUUUCAUGACGCUCUUGAUGAUAUGGACCUUCACAGUUGUUGCAGACAUUCGCAAAGCAGUUGACUACUGGUUUCGCAUCGUACGCACUACACCAACCAUUUCGUCAAUGAAGGAUUCUAUGGAGACUGUCGAAGGAUCAGAGGAAGAAUAUGUGAUUGUUGGAAUCACAGCACCGGUCAAGGUUGCACUUUCGGUGGUUCUAUUCCUUCCGCGCAUCCUUGUUGAUUGCUACCUGCUGUGGCUUGGCUGCCGUUGGCUUUGCGCAACUCCAAGCUUCGAAGAUGUCAUCCUCAAUGCUGUAGCCUUGGAGUUCAUAUUGGUGCUCAAUAAUGUUAUAUUCAGCACCGUUGUGCCCUUGCAGAGUGUGAUCGACACCCGCAAUACUCAAAUUCUGCCACAUUCGAAGGAAGUUCAGCCGAAAGCGAGCACUGUGCUUGCUGCUUUCUCCUGGGGCAUUGCAUCCAUGGUUUGGGUUUUGCUUUACAUGUACUUGCUGCAGGCUGUUCUUCCUCAAUAUCGAUGGGAUGUGAGAGAUGUUUGCAUCGACUUUCUGGACUCGAAGUUGGGAUGA